Messenger RNA from Momordica charantia (bitter melon), 586 nucleotides. NCBI's taxonomy places the organism in Eukaryota, Viridiplantae, Streptophyta, Magnoliopsida, Cucurbitales, Cucurbitaceae. The record is from RefSeq and is a predicted model, not a curated record.
AGGGAUAUGCGUGUUUAAGUGACAAUGUGAAGAGAAGGGCGUUUGAUUUGGAUAGGAAGAAGAAAUUCUGCCCAGAUUGCAAGACAAUCCCUUACAGAAAUCUGAGCUCUGCUAGAAAGUUGAAUCCCUUGAAUGUAUUAGGAGCUUUGAAAGUUAUGAAAGAGAGAUUGAAAGAGGAGGCAAGUGUGAUUGAGAAUUGUUUGAGAGCUAAUAAUAAUAAUACUUCUAAUUCAUCAGCAACCACAGAAACUACUUCUUCUUCUUCAUCAAUCUUCAACCCACCACCAGGAGCUUGGUUUCACCACAGAAACCUCAAAGAAACCCCAAUUUUCAACCCUUCUGAUUAUGUAUGCCAAGGCUACCCCCAUUUCCGGACCCGAAUCCACUCGAAACCGCAGAGUUUUCGGUGUUUUAGAACCGGGAACACGCUCAAGUAUGAACAGGCUAGAGGGAAGUAUGAGCAACCAGUUUUUGAGGUUAGAUCAGAAAGCUUUCUUUUACAGAAACAAUCUGCUUUUUUUUGUUCUUCAAAUGUCAACAGAUCACAUUGGUGAGUUGAUGAGAUGACUGCCAUUGAUUAGAUUUC